Messenger RNA from Acyrthosiphon pisum (pea aphid), 1838 nucleotides. Its product is annotated as protein yellow-like. Lineage: Eukaryota; Metazoa; Arthropoda; Insecta; Hemiptera; Aphididae. The record is from RefSeq and is a predicted model, not a curated record. The transcript is spliced from 5 exons. Bases 269 to 1678 code for a protein of 469 amino acids. Gene Ontology annotation, cellular component: extracellular region.
CACGAUGGAGUGAAACCAUUAUUGUUAUUAUUAUUAUUAUUACUGCACGUUCGUUGUUUGGACUGUUCAGUACUUCAGUCGCUGAUUUAACUCCAACGCCGCGUUAACGUCUCUCAUGCGAAUCAGAAUCAACCGAUAAACCUUAGACACUCCGACGUGUUCUCUGCGAGUCAUAUAGCACACACAUAUUAUGUAGGUUCCUACCUACCUACACGGAUACAACAUAUAUAUUACGGUUAUCGUUUUGUGGAUUUGUCACAAACUUUCAAUGGGUCACGACCAACCUCACUCAUACGUUUGGCCUGCAGACUAUAACUGGAUGAAACCACAGCAUCAUGUUGAAGUUUCAACAGUGAGUCAAGUAAACUUCCCAGUGUCAUCAACAGAAGUUCUGGUGCCAUGGCUAUUAUCUAUGUGGAUGAUGGGAAAUAAAACUCCUACGGACUAUCCUAAACGUAAAGUUGUGAAAAAACCAAACAGAAAAGGUCGGAACGAAAACACGGGAUUUAAAGAUCGUUUUACAUGGGGCCAAAUUGAUCUGGAAUAUCCCAAUCAAGAUUCCAAACAGAUGGCUAUUAAUACCGGUGCAUUUAUACCGGUUAACAAUCUACUAUUAGGGCUGGAAGUGUGGAAGAACAAGAUGUUUUUAAGCCUGCCACAGUGGAGACCGGGAAUACCAGUAACGUUGGCGUACGUGAAUUUGAACAGUCACGCCAAGUCCCCAAUCCUGAAGCCAUAUCCCUCGUGGAACUGGUACGCUAAUAAUAUGAACCGCUGUCAUGGUUUGGUGUCCGUGUUCCGGAUGGAAGUGGACAAGUGUGACCGAUUGUGGGUGUUGGAUACAGGCGCCAUAAACUUGGCAAAUAAGGUCGAUCAAAUAUGUCCAGUCAAGCUAGAUGUGUUUGAUUUGAAAACUGAUACACAUAUCAAGCGUUUUAUUAUCCCGAAAAAUCAAACGUUAAAGGAUUCGCUGUUUACAAACAUUGUAGUAGAGAUUCUCAACGAUAAUUGUGAAGAUGCGUAUGCUUACAUGUCUGAUGUAUUUCAAUACGGAUUGGUUGUUUACAGCUAUAAAGAGGACGUCUCUCGCCGGAUCAACCAUCCAUAUUUCUACCCAGAUCCGCUGUACUGCCAUUACAGUAUGGACGGCAUAACGUUCAACUGGAUGGACGGUAUUUUCGGCAUGUGCCUGUCACCGGACGGCGGUGCCGGGCAGCGGGUGCUCUACUUCCAUUCGCUGUCCAGCAACAACGAGUUCUACGUGCCCACCGCAUCGCUGCGCAACGGUACGCUCCGCGAGGGUGACAUCAUCGAGCAUUUCUUUGCGCUCAACGAUUCCCGGUGCGCACGCCACCAAUCGUGUCAGUCGUCUGGCAUGGCCGUGGACGCGAAGGGCGUCAUGUACUACAACUUAGUGACAGCGGGCAAAGUGGGAUGCUGGGACACCGGCCGCCCGUUCGAGUCGGUCACACAGGGGCUGUUGUCCAGCGGCCCGACACCGCUCAGCUUCCCCAACGAUCUUAAGGUAGACAAGGAGUCCGCGCAAAGGGUGUGGAUGCUCAGCAACGGGCUACAUAAGUAUCUGUACGGCAAAACCGACCCAAACCAGAUCAACUACCGAAUAAUGGUUGCGUACACGGACGAUGUCGUCAAAGGUACGGUCUGUGAAUCCAACUGACUGCCCUAUAAUAAUUUAUAUAAUUCAGGACUUGAAAAACGGUUAAACCAAAACAGAAAAAAAGCUACAUACUUUAUACUAUAUAAUAUUUAAAACUGAAAUUUAAAUUGAAAAAAAAUAUUGGUAUUCAAACCUGAAAAACUGAAACGAUGUUAAAAAU